Messenger RNA from Labrus mixtus (cuckoo wrasse), 3460 nucleotides. RefSeq names its product NIMA-related kinase 4 (gene nek4). The record is from RefSeq and is a predicted model, not a curated record. Gene Ontology annotation, molecular function: protein kinase activity; ATP binding. NCBI's taxonomy places the organism in Eukaryota, Metazoa, Chordata, Actinopteri, Labriformes, Labridae. Gene Ontology annotation, biological process: protein phosphorylation. Bases 223 to 2940 code for a protein of 905 amino acids. The transcript has 16 exons.
GUCGGCAGUGAGUAAGCUGCCAGUUGCUUAGUGACGACAAACUAUCGACCUCUUCUGAUUUCCUGCGUUUUCAAAAUCUCUCUCUGGCACUGAGCUAGUGCAAAGUUUCCUAAACAGAAGUGCUAUGUUUUUGUCGUCUCUAACGCUGAGUAAUGAGACGUAAUGAAACCUUCAGUCUCACGUUUCGCGCUCAGAGAUAUGGUCUAUGAAGCGUUUUGAAGAAUGAUGAAUAAUUAUGUUUUCAUCAGGGUCGUUGGGAAAGGCAGCUACGGGGAGGUGAACUUGGUGAAACACAAAACAGACCGAAAACAGUAUGUUAUUAAGAAGCUGAAUUUAACCACCUCCUCCAAGCGGGAACGCCGUUCUGCAGAGCAGGAAGCACAGCUUCUGUCCCAGCUGCGGCAUCCUAACAUUGUCACAUACAGGGAGUCUUGGGAAGGAGAUGACUGUCAGCUGUACAUAGUGAUGGGCUUCUGUGAAGGUGGCGACCUUUAUCAUCGACUGAAGCAGCAAAAAGGCGACCUCCUUCCUGAGAGGCAGGUCGUAGAGUGGUUUGUUCAGAUAGCCAUGGCGCUCCAGUACUUGCAUGAGAGAAAUAUUCUUCACCGGGACCUUAAAACGCAGAACAUUUUCCUGACAAAGACCAAUAUCAUCAAAGUUGGAGACCUUGGCAUUGCACGAGUAUUGGAAAACCAGAAUGAUAUGGCCAGCACACUCAUAGGGACCCCAUACUACAUGAGUCCUGAGCUCUUCUCUAACAAACCUUAUAACCACAAGUCAGAUGUCUGGGCCCUGGGCUGCUGUGUGUACGAAAUGUCCACUCUGAAGCAUGCGUUCAAUGCUAAAGAUAUGAACUCACUAGUUUAUCGCAUUGUGGAAGGAAAGCUGCCACAGAUGCCUAGCAGGUAUGAUCCCCAGCUGGGAGAGCUGAUCAAGAGCAUGCUGUGUAAGAGACCUGAAGACAGGCCUGAUGUCAAACUCAUCCUCCGGCAGCCCUACAUCAAAAGACAAAUUGCCAUGUUCCUGGAGGCCACUAAAGAAAAAACUGCAAAGUCAAUAAAGAAAGCUGUGGGCGGUGGUGGUGAUGGUAAGGUCAACAGCACAACGUCGUCUGUGUUGUCGUCCCAGCCGAAGCCUGAGAAAAGUCCCCAGCAUGAAACUCCUGCCAGGGUGAAUCGGAAAGAAGAGAAAUCCCGACUACAUAAACUAAAAAACGGGGUCACAGACUGCACCCCUGUCCUAACACCUCCAUCUCCCUCUUCACCUGACACUCUUAAAGCCAGCAUUGUAUCUAUGGCAACCAUCAGCAACAUCAAUAUUGAUUUCCAACAACAGGACGAGGUGGAUCUGGUGAAAAGACGGGCUCAGGAGCUCAAAUCUGUUGCGUCACACAACCGGUCAGGUUUUGAAGCUGUGACUCACAGCGUGCACAAUGAACACAGGGGAAGAGGGAAACCGGAUCCUACUCCCCCUCUGUCCCCUGUUAAGCCCCCUCUGAGGUCUGUAUCGGGUGUCGGAGGUAGGGGAGGAGAGAGGAGGUCCUCCGACGAGUUCUUAGACAUUCAUCCACAGGCCACACCAAAACCCGGGAAAACAUUCUCUGUCUAUGCAGAGGGGCAAAGUUCAUCUGUGGAUGAGAAGGAUGAUACCAUGGAGUUACUCAGAGAGGCUGCUGUACAGAACCCAAAGCCUGAAGUGGAAAAAGAGGCGGCUCUUUAUACCCCUGAGAGGAGAGCAGCACAAAAAUCCAACGCCAAAAAUAUUGGAAUUGCUGUUGAAAUGAAUACAGACAAUAAAAAUGAUACUGUUGCUCUUCUCAAGGGAGCUCAGACACAACACCAUACCUCAGACAUCCAAGAAAACCUAGAAUCUACUGAAAAGCUGCUGGAGCCGCUACCUCCAACCCUGGAGCCUGUGCAGGAGGAAUCUCCUUCACCAGCCAGUAAGCCAGAUCUGACCCCUCAAGGCCAAACUCCCCUGUACUCUCCACCAGAAGCUUCUGUAUCACAGCACAGAGGGAGGGAUGAAAUACGGACAAAUAGAGAGCUGGACAAGUCUAGGGUGGCUGCUCCUAGACCUUUACCUCCUCCUCCUGUUUUGAGCUCAGCUGUAGAGGGGAGGAAGAGGAGUAGACGGAGCACAGAGUGCAAGAAAGCUGGUGGAGAUUCAACCUCCACAUCAGUGAGUUCCUGUAAAGACGAAUGUUUACCACUUCCACAGGACCGUCCUCUAUCUGCAAGAGAGAGACGAAGACUGAGGCAGUCCCAGGAGAUUGCCAGCCAACAAGGCGUCAAUGUUGUUAGAAGGGCAUCUUAUGAUGUCACUUCUACCAAGGAUGACAACUACAACCGUCCAGUUUCCAGAUCUGUUUCGGACCUCACUGAGACCAAAGCAAAGCAGGAUAAGCUGCGGGAGCAACGGUCGGACGAAGACGAGUGCAGCUCAUCCACAAGUUCCACAGAGCGCUCAGAGGGAGAUAGCAGGGAAAGAAAGACUGAAUCCAAUGACAUGCAGGAUUUAGUUCAUAUGAUGACCCAAACUUUGAGAAUGGAAAUUGGAGACGGUGUGAGUGAGGUUGAAAAAGGCAGAUUUGGCUCCACUGCACUACCAGAAUUUAAACUGAACAGGAGGUACAGGGACACCCUGGUGCUUCAUGGGAAGGCUCGGGAAGAAGCAGAGAACCUGUCGCUCGGCGAAAUACCAUUAGGCUCCUCAUCCGGUCCAGCCAAGAUACGUCGAGCCAUCGAGCACCUGAGGACAGACGUGGUGAAGGGCCUGGGUAUCAAGCUGCUCGACAGAGCCCUGGAAAUCAUGGAGGAGGAGGACGACAGCAAACGAGAACUGUGCCUUCGUGACCACAUGGGGGAUGAAAAGUACCUUGCCUAUGCUGUGAUGGUGAGGCAGCUGAAAUUCUUUGAGGAUAUUGCCUUCAAGAUUUAGAAGACGUGCUGCAUAAUCAAGAAACAUUUACAUUUUAAUGGCACUUCUUGUUGGAAAUGUGUUCACAAGGGCAAAGCUUCUUGACUGAACAUAACAGAAAACCAAGUUUUUCUCCCUUGAAGUGCUAAAAGAUUCAUUUGUUUAGACCACCCUGCCUCUUGUGGCAUGGCCACUUUUUUCUCCUGGUUGUAUGCAAAUGACCAUUUAUGCAGGCAGGAUUGUAAAUAAAUGUGACUUUUUUACCUCAUUGAAACUGACUAGGUAAAAACUCCUGUGAUUUUCAGGAAGCCUAUGCAAUUUUUUUUUUAGGUUACAGCCCCCCAGCUCUUUCUCUGAUGUUGGUAGUCAUUUGUAUAUUUAGAAUGUGAGCCAGACUUUGUACAAUAGUUUGCUGUAUAUUUGAAGGCACUAGAUCUUGCUUCAGCUGCUGUAUUGUAUUCCUACACGUGUAAUAAUGUAAUGCAAGAAAGAUGCAUUGUAGAAAUUAACAUUACAGUUUUCUAAUAAAUCUUAAAUAUUU